AUGACCCUUGAUCGUGCAUUGGACUUCUACAACAAUUAUGCUCGAUAUGUUGGGUUUGACACCCGUAAAAAGGGAUCGAAAAAGGAAAAAGAUGUCAUUACUUGGAUUUACGUGGUGUGUAGUCGAGAAGGUACAAAGCAAAGAAAGAGUGAACAAUCUGAGGUGAAACGCAAGUGUUCUUCUAUUAAGUGCUAUUGUAAUGCUAAAGUGUCUUGGAAGUAUUUUAUGGGAGUUGGUUAUGUUAUACAAAGUUUCGUUGAAGAACAUAAUCACGAGAUGGUUGAGGAACGCCAUAAGCAUUUUAUGUAUUUGAACCGCAAUUUGGAUUUAGUCCAUCAGAAAUUCAUCCUCGAUUGUGCUAAUGCAAACAUUGGUCUAACUUUAAGUUUUAGCUCACUUAAAGAAGUGCUUGGUGGAUCAGAUUAUGUAGGGUGUACUGUUUUAGAAGUGCGCAACUAUAGACGUGACCUUAGAGCAUACGUGGAAGGAGCUGAUGCACAACUGUACUGUAUGAUAUUUGCUCCUUUUACGUGCAAGGAUAAACAUGGUCGCCGUGUGACAUUUGCUGCUGGCCUUUUGUCCAAGGAAAAUGCCAACUCCUUUUCAUGGUUAUUUAACCAAUUUGUAAGGUGUAUGAGUGUGGCUCCCAAACUCAUUGUAACCGACCAAGACUUAGGAAUGAAAGUUGUUGUUGAGGAGGUCCUUGUCAAUACAAGACAUCGGUGGUGUAUGUGGCACGUUAUGAAUAAAGUUGCUGACAAAUUGCCAAAGAACAUGCUUGAGUUGAUAGAACCUGAUGCAUUUGAGGAAACUUGGCAUGCUAUAAUGGAAAGAUAUGGGCUGGCCAAUAAUGACUGGUUUUCAUCAAUGUUUGCAUCCAGAAAAUUUUGGGUUCCAGCCUUUUUCCGUGAUUUUCCGAUGAGUUUGUUGAUAAAGACAACUUCUUUAUUUGAAUCACAGAAUAGCUUCUUUAAAAGCCAUAUAUUUUCUGUGUUGAAAUAUAAUUUUGUUAAGUUGAUACCCGAGAAGUUGCGUGGAGAAAGAUGGUUGAAGUCACAGUUUGUGAAGCCAAUACAUGGAGGUUUUUGUGAUGAUCAAGAAAUACACCCUUCUGUGGACAAGAAGAAGAUUGCAUUUAAAAACGUGUAUGCAUUAUUCGUUGAAACAACACAAAGCAUUGAAGGGAACAUUGAUCAAAUCAAUGCAUUUGCUGCAGUUAUUGAAGAAGUUCACACUCCUGAUGUUGUUAGUACAAAGGGAAGUGGAAGUAGGAAGAAAUCGAGGAGGGAGUCAGCAAUGAAGUUAGCAAUGAAACCAGGCCGAAAGUGUGGAAACUGUCAAGAGAUUGGACACCAUGAUUCUAGGAACUGCAAAAAGGUUAAUGAGAAGGUAAAUCAGAGACAAUGA
Molecule: messenger RNA, 1407 nt
Organism: Salvia splendens (bonfire salvia)
Lineage: Eukaryota; Viridiplantae; Streptophyta; Magnoliopsida; Lamiales; Lamiaceae
Product: protein FAR1-RELATED SEQUENCE 5-like
Exons: 5
Coding region: 1-1407 (468 amino acids)
Source: RefSeq, a predicted model, not a curated record